CGUCCUCUAUCAGCGGCCCCACAGGAAUAUACUUUGUAGCAACGAUGUUGCUUGACCCUCUCUCGACUGUCUUGCUCCCUGCAUUGUUCGGUAUUGCUGCAGCUCAAAAUGGAAAGACUGAUUCAACAUACGAUGUGCUCCAAUAUGUCGACCAGUUGAUUGGUAGCAGCAAUGGAGGAAAUGUCUUUCCCGGUGCCACCCUCCCUUAUGGGAUGGCCAAGGCCGUCGCAGACACGAAUUCCGGCUCCAAUCAAGGGGGCUUCACCACGGACGGCUCUAGCAUCACUGGCUUCUCAAAUAUGCAUGACAGUGGAACAGGUGGAUCGCCAUCCCUUGGGUUAUUCGCUCUCUUCCCAUAUGCUGGAUGCGCAGGGGAUGAUGUCGAUGGAUGUGAUUACCCAAAAAAAACUCGGGCUACAUCAUAUGACAAUAGCUCUGUGGUAGCAACCCCAGGUUACUUUGCAGUCACUCUAGCCAGUGGAAUCGAAGCAGAUAUGACAGUUGCCCAACACACAUCGUUGUUCCGGUUCAAGUUUUCGGUCACAGAUGCCGCUGGCAAUGCCUCCAGCCCGUUGAUUCUUAUGGACUUAACUGACCUUUCGGAUUCACGUCAAGACAACGCGACCGUGUCGGUUGACGCCGGUACGGGAAGAAUCACAGGAAAUGCACGAUUCUUGCCCAGUUUUGGCAGUGGCACAUAUGUUGGAUAUUUCUGUGCUGAUUUUUCAGGUGCUCCUCUUCGAGAUAACGGCAUUUUUGUCAACAGUCGCGCGAGCACUGAUAUCAAAACUUUGACUAUCUCCCGCUCUAUCAAUGGCUACCCACUUCCAGGUGGUGCCUUUGUUCGAUUUCAGAAUCCCGGGGAGGAUGGCAUAUUGGCAAGAGUUGGCGUGAGUUUCAUCAGCAGUGAUCAAGCCUGCUCAAACGCCGAAUCAGAGAUCCCUUCAUUUGACUUCGAUGCGACGCAUACCGCCGCAGAGACAGCUUGGAGAGAUAAAAUUAGUCCCAUCGUUGUGGAAACAACUGGUGUGGACGUGUCGAUCUUGAAGAACUUCUACAGUGGGAUUUAUAGAACCAUGGUAAACCCGCAGGAUUACUCUGGAGAAAAUCCACUUUGGCAGAGUGACGAGCCAUACUUCGACUCAUUUUACUGUAUAUGGGACCUUUUCCGAUCUCAAAUGCCAUUCCUGACUAUUUUGGAUCCGGCCACUGUUGCGCGGGUAGUACGUUCCCUCAUAGAUACUUAUUCUCAUGAAGGUUGGCUGCCUGAUUGCCGGAUGAGUCUCUGCAAGGGAUACACGCAAGGUGGUUCAAAUGCGGAUAAUAUACUCGCAGACGCCUAUCUCAAAGGCAUCUCAGACGGUAUUGAUUGGAAGCUGGGAUAUGAGGCAGUCGUCAACGAUGCUGAAAACGAACCAUACGACUGGUCUAGCGAAGGAAGAGGCGGUCUCGAUUCAUGGAAGGCUCUUGGAUAUAUUCCAGUCCAGGACUUUGACUAUAAAGGUUUUGGUACAAUGACGAGAAGCGUUUCACGGACUCUCGAGUACAACUACAAUGACUUUGUCAUCGCCCAAAUUGGAGCUGGUCUUGGUGGACUUGAGGGCGACGUCGAGAAGUACACAGCCCGCAGUGGAAACUGGGCAAAUCUCUUCAAUCCCGACCAGACCUCAUACUUCGCGAACGGAAGCAACACGGGAUUUGAAGGUUUCUUCCAACCCAAAUACUUGAAUCGCACUUGGGGUUUUCAAGAUCCUCUAAAAUGUAGCAAUGUGGACGAAAACCCAAAUAGUGUGUGUUCGUUGCAGAACAGCGGAGCCGAAACAUUCGAGAGCUCGAUUUGGGAAUACUCGUUCUUCGUCCCUCACGACCAGGCGUCUUUGAUCACGUAUUUUGGAGGGCCAGCAGCGUUUGUGGAACGUCUCAACUUCCUUCACGACCAGCAGAUUACCUACAUUGGAAACGAGCCAGCAUUCCUUACCGUUUUCCAGUAUCACUAUGCCGGCAGACCUGCUCUCUCAGCUCUAAGGUCCCACUACUACAUCCCCGCCUAUUUCGCUCCUACCGAUGCAGGUCUCCCAGGGAACGACGACAGCGGCGCCAUGGGCUCAUUCCUAGCCUUUGCAAUGAUGGGGCUGUUCCCUAACCCGGGCCAAAAUGUCUACCUGAUCACGCCCCCAUAUUUCGAGAACGUCUCUAUCACCUCUCCUCUGACAAACAAGACAGCAACCGUCCGAAAUGUGAACUUCGACCCCACGUACAAGAACAUCUACAUCCAGUCCGCGACGCUAGACGGCGUGCCCUACACCAAAAAUUGGAUCGACCACUCCUUCUUCACCGAGGGGAAAGAGCUCAUUCUUACUUUAGGGUCCACAGAAAGCACCUGGGGCACGGCGGUUGCGGACUUGCCGCCGAGCUUGGGUAAGUAUGAGGGAUUUGGAAACUCAACGACGAAUUCGACGAGUGCGUAUCGGAAGAGAGCUGUGAGGUUUACAGAACACCAUGAUUCGAUUUUCCCUAAUGCUAUCCCGCACCUGGGGGCGGAUGAGAAAACGGGAGCCAACUAUUGGGCUCAUGCUCAAGGGAGAUGAUUCACGCCUCGACUCGGCGUGGAAGUAAUUAUCGUAAUGUCUUGUUGAACACAUAGCAUUGAUUGCUAGAAAGAAGGUAGAGCUAAGACCAGAUAAUAAUCAUGCUAUCUUCAUUGACCAUUGACUGGAGAAUAUUCUCCAGCAUCAAAAGAAAGUCCGCCUUC
Amorphotheca resinae ATCC 22711 is the source of this 2752-nucleotide messenger RNA. RefSeq names its product glycoside hydrolase family 92 protein. The record is from RefSeq and is a predicted model, not a curated record. NCBI's taxonomy places the organism in Eukaryota, Fungi, Ascomycota, Leotiomycetes, Helotiales, Amorphothecaceae. The coding region runs from base 45 to 2588 and encodes 847 amino acids. The transcript is spliced from 7 exons. Gene Ontology annotation, cellular component: cytosol; nucleus. Gene Ontology annotation, biological process: carbohydrate metabolic process; protein quality control for misfolded or incompletely synthesized proteins; protein deglycosylation. Gene Ontology annotation, molecular function: peptide-N4-(N-acetyl-beta-glucosaminyl)asparagine amidase activity; carbohydrate binding.